Messenger RNA from Paramuricea clavata, 28342 nucleotides. NCBI's taxonomy places the organism in Eukaryota, Metazoa, Cnidaria, Anthozoa, Malacalcyonacea, Plexauridae. The record is from the annotation of a GenBank genome assembly.
GUCUUUUUGCAGCACGCAAUUCAAAAUGUCGGACGCACGUGAAAAUAAAAUAUCAAGAAAACGUAAACUAAAUACUCCAAAUAAAGACGAAAGGAAAGCAAAGAGUCCAAAAAAGAACCAUAGGUAUGAGAGAAUUAUCGUUUUGAGGAAGUGCUAAGGCAAAAAGCUUAGACAGUAAACAGGACAGGCGUACAAAGAUUUCAAAAAUACAAUAUCAUACAUGAUACAUAGAUAUACAAAGUCGAUAGAUGGUUUAUUAAUUGCUACAUGCAACCAGUAAGGCUAUGGAGUGUUUGUACUCCAAAUACAAGCCAUGGCAUUGGCCAGGAUUUGACCUAAUGACUUACUGUGCGAAAUAGAGAGGUUUCUAUAAAACGACUAGGAUUAAAACGAUCCAAGAAGUGAGAAUUUGCUUGAAAUCCAUUAACAUUUACAUUGUUAACUUACUGAAAGAAUGGAGAAAAUAAUUGUGUCUGACAAAUAAAUAUUUACAAAUUAGGUCAUCCCAGUAAAUAUCCCAAUCUCGUUCCCCAAGCCUGUGAUCCUCGGGGAAAGAACGUGAGGCUCUGGGAUAAUCCAUUUCAGGGAGGAAUCUGAUUGGUCGUUGAUAUGGAAUGCACAGUUCGGUCUUAGCCAGGAUUCCUGGCUUCCGGCAACGUAUUAUCCCAGAGCCUCGCAUUCCUUGCCGAGGAUUGCAGGCUCGGGGAACGAGAUUGUAAACACCCAUACUCCCCCACUAGGAAAUUCACUAGGAAAUUGGAAGUUAACCCUUCUACCCCCUUUGGAUGCCCUAAUGCCCUUACUAUUCUAAGAAACAAAUUUUACUCCUCCAGACAGCAGGAAUUUCCUCUGUGAGGGGAGUAUGGAUCCUUUCUGGAAUGACCCAUUGAGAUCCCAAUUAGUAUUCACAGCAUAACUUUUAAUUUAGCAACUUAUAUAUCUCCACAUGUCAUAUGACUUGUGUUAUAAUAGCGUUGUUCAGACUGCGGCAAAUGAUGAGGAAGACUUUCCACGAGGUGGUGCACACCCUUUGACUCCACUGGAAAUAAGACAAGCCAAGAAUGAGGCAGAGAAGGACAUCUUGUUUGGGGUAGUUGUUUAAUUCAUCUAUUUUAAAUGGUCUACAAUCUUGAACUCAAAAGUUUGGAAAAAUUGUGUACCCAAAGAUUUAGAAAAUUUAACCCUUUAAGUGACAAUGUGGCCUAAUGCAUCCUACUUUAUUAAGUUUUACUCUGUCUAACACCACACAAUUUUACUCAUCAAGGGGAGAGUGCUGCCACUCAAUGGGUUAACAGUAGUGGCUAAUAUCUUGCUUGUCUAUGCUGGGCCCAGUCCCAGACAUGUGAGGGAAGUUGGGCAGUUUGAAACAUGAUCUGGAGUGCUAAAAAGUUAAAAAUCUAAGUGCAGGUGUGCAAAAUAGUAGCCUAAAUACAUGUUAAAAACAAUGAAAGUUAGAAAAUUAGAUAGGAAAAAUCAUUACUUUCGUUAGCACCCAUUAUAAGCAAACCUAAUAGUUAGUGUCUUAAACUUAGGCCAUAACUUCUUCUGGUAAAUCAAAGGUGAAAUCAAAGAGAAAAAGACAAUCUGUUAGUGAUUCAAAGCCAUCUGUGGUUAAUGAAAGUUUUCUUCAUAUGCCAAUUUCAACAGAUGUUAAUGUUGACAACCUUACAUUUAAGGUAAGUAUAGCACUUUGAGUAUCACCCCUAUUGAUAUUGUAUUUUUGGGGAGGGUGUUGAAAAUGCUCAAGUGAGGUGUCAGUGUUACCCCUAGAAAAUCUUCCUACUGUAUAAAUGUUUUUUGUUAUAUGCUUCUUCAUUUAUCCAUAAUUAUGACUUUUGAUGGUAGGUGCAAAAUUAAAUUCAAUACAUCUGGGAAAUUUGGAAAGCACUUUCUUAUUAUUCAAUGCUAAAUUUUCUCUAAUGCCAAACUAAUUAACACAUUAGAAGCUUUUAGUUUUAUAUGGAAUAUAAAGAAAGUUUUCCAUGUGAUAUUUACAUCAUAAUGUAUGUAUGUGACUUAACAUUUAGAAACUUUCAAAAGGAGUUUUAUUGCUUGGUGUUGUUGAAGAGGUAUUUGAGUUUGAGAUGGUGAUAAGUUUGGCGAAUAAUUUGAGUGGUUGUGUACACAUCACUGACAUCAAUCCCGCAUUCACAUCACUUCUUGAACAGGAGGAGGAAAGUGGUGAAAAUGACGAGGUGAAAUGUUUUACCGUGUUCCAUAAUAUAUCAUACCAUAAUUUACCAUACCAUGUCAUAAUAUACCCCACCAUACAAUAUCUCAAAUAUAUAAAGCCAUGUUAUUCCGUAAUAUACCAGACUGAGUGAGUAUACCAUUCGGAUAUUAUUUUUCAUUUAUAUUAUGUUGCACCAGCUACCAGGUUAUAUCAUAGCAUGCCAUAUGAUAUCAUACAUGUACCAUAUCAUAUCCCACAAAUGUACCAUGAUGAUGGCAAAAUAUUAGACCAUGAUGAUGACAUGAUGAUUGCUCUGAAGAUGUUGUAUUGUAAACAACGAAACAUUAGCUAAUAAAUUUUUCACUUUUAUUAUGUUUGGUUUUAAAGUUAUUUGCUGGGCCCUGCUCUUUAUCUUUAAACAUGAUGAUGACAUUUAGGUUGUACACCAUACCAUGCAAAGUUUGCAAGAGAUCAUUACUACAGCAACUUGCCAGAUUACAGUUUAUGAUGCUCCACAUACCAGACAACAUACCAAACCAAUAUACUAAUGUGUGAUACUAAGUAGUCUUUGCCAUAUAUCAUUACAUUCCUAACAGAGAUGUUUACAUGUUUCCACAUAAUUGCCAAAUUAUAUGCCAUACAAUGCCUUAAAUACAUUACAGUGCCAAAUACCAUGAAACUAUUUGAAGUUACUACCAUAUCAUAGUGUACCAAACAGGAACCCAAGCAGAAAUAUGUUACUAUGUGUGUUAUGUACUUAUAGUAGUAAAAUUACAAAUCAAUGCACUCACAAUACUUAUAUAUAAAUAGUAAAUACAAUUUCAUUGUUACAUUUUUGUAGCCCGAACAUCUGACCAAUAAACUACAGAACUAUUUUCCAGUUGGUACCUUACUAAAAUGUGUGGUGGUUUCGACAGACUCCAGUAAACAUGGCCACAGUAAGAUCAGAUUAUCCAUCAAUCCAGAAGAUGUAAAUAGUUCAAUAACUCCCAAUUCUAUCUGUCCCAAUAUGUUAAUGUCUGGUUAUGUAACAAGCACAGAGGAUCAUGGUUAUGCUUUGUCUGUUGGGGUAAAAGGCGUGCAAGGGUUUUUACUCAAGAAAAAUGUCACUGGUAUGUUUGUCAAAAGCACCAAGCACUGAUAUUAGGGGUGCACCACAGCAAUAUUUUCUGAAAGUAUCAGUAAUAUAACAAUUCACACCACCGCCAAUUCUUUGGUAGGCUUGUAAUCUUUUUUUUCAGGCAAUUUAUGAUAGUCUCUUCAGACUUGUAGUCAAAAAAUUUCUACUACAAUGUAAAACUUUGAGCAGUGCAGCAUUGACCUAGGUGAAGAAUAUAAUAUUGUACUUGGAUUUUAUGACAGUCACAAGUUGAAACAAAAAGUUUACAGUAUUUUAUCUUAGCCUACUGUUUUUAAGUGCAAGGUUUCAAUGUACAUAAUGUUGAACAAGAUUAAGUACCUGAAAAUAUAUAUUUGAUGUUUUGAACAAAGAGCUUUCAGACAAAACAACGAAGUUUUCUUUUCUCAAGAAAUAACUUCCUUUACAACAAUUCUGUUCCAAUAUUGAAGUACUUCUUGGAAGUAACCUUUUCGACCUGCAAAAUGUAGGCAUACUGCGUUAUUUUUGAAAAAGGAAGUUAUUCACUCCAUUUCAGAGAAGCUACAUAUUGGUCAGGUGUUGGAUUGUGUUGUCACCUCCACAAGUUCUGAUAAACGAAUGGUUCAGUUGCAGAUUGACAAGAAGAAAUGCAAAACUACACUUGUAAGUGAUCAAUAUUAACGUUCUUGUCACAGAUCUGUGGAUUGUGGAAUUUUAUACACAGUGAUUUUGUUUUUUUAAAGACGACUCAAAAAGAGAAGAUUGUGUUUUCUGGCUUGUUGCCCGGAAUGCUGGUUAAGACGACCGUAAAACAGGUAGGAUUUUUAUUUUCUUUUUCUGCAGUUAUUUAACCUACACUGAAUACCUCAAAUGAUAAUCUGUUUCUCACAGGUGAACUCGCAUGGUGUUGUGGUGUCAUUUCUCGGUGGUUUUGAUGGAUGUAUAGAUCUUCUUCAUCUCGCUAAGCAUGGUGGGAGUGGAGAUGUUGAGAAAACAUACCCUGUUAAAACCAAGGUAGUACUGAAAAAGUGGUGGUUAAUUACAAGGGACGGGAUAGUGAUUUUUCAAGCUCUCUCAAAUUGUUGAUUAGUGUAACCCAGAUUACACUUUCUUUUUAUUAAUUCUGAGGUUCAAUUCCACUUUCUUUUUAUUAAUUCUGAGGUUCGUAUCCGUAGUUUUAUAGCUUUUAGAGCAUUUUUGCAACGGUUGAAAAAAUCCUUAUCCGGUGGAUAUGGAUUCGGCAUUUGUACAAACUAAAACUCUCCUACGCAAAGGCUUCUGAGGAGAAAAAUCGAAGGAAGACCACAAGCACACUCCUCAGCAGUUCGUCGCAUAAAAGUACGGAAAAUCACGGAAUAACUCACGGAAAAAUACACGGAACCUCUGCGGAGGAGAGAGCCCCUACACGGAACCUCUGCGGAGAAGAGAGCCCCUACACGGAACCUCUGCGGAGGAGAGAGUCCCUACACGGAACCUCUGCGGAGGAGAGAGUCCCUACACGGAACCUCUGCGGAAGAGAGCAGGGGACACGGAACCUCUGCGGAGGAGAGAACUCCUGGAACCUUACUUUAUAGGAACCUCCCAAGAUAAGUUGAAUAUAAUUGAAACCAAAGUUGGUGUUUUUCUAAGGUGCUUUCCUACGGCUUAUAUGUACUGGUACAUGUUUUUUUUAUAAACAAACAUGCUUUCAAACAGUCGUUAAAAAUAAAAGAUUGAUUUUUUUAUGCAACACGAUGACGAUCAUUUUUGAUUUUGGAUGUUGAUAACCAUGUUAUCGUUCUUUCUUGUUUUGGGGGCGGACUGUUGUUAAAACGGUUACGGUCUAGCAUUAGAGUAUCUUUGAUACCACUAUAAAGCAUAUUAUAUACGUUGUCCUAUAGCCUACAAAUUUUGUGAAGGAUAGUCGAUCUUUUUAUUACAGAUUAUAUGUCGGAUAACAUACAUCUAUCCGUCAACCAAGACUGUUGGCUUGAGUAAUCUCGAGCAUUUGGUCAAUGGCGAACCAUUCAAUUUCUCAAGCUUGACUAUUGGAGAUAUUCUUGAAGAAACAGAUGUUAUACGACUUGAUCAAAGCAAGGGUCUACUUCUCCACUUGAAUGACGAGAUUUCAGGAUAUGCACACGUUAGUAUUGGCACUGCAAUUUGAUUCUUCAUUUAUUUCAUUCGCGAUGUUUUUAUUCAGACUAAAAAUCCAGUGUCGACCGCAGUACAAAUAUAAGAAACCAUUAUUGUGUAAUCUUGAUGCUCAGGUCAAGCAUUGGUAAAAACACUGGUGAACACUUCGUGAAAUAUUGGACAGUUGCCAACAUAUGAUCAUCUUUUAUAGUUUUUCUCUAAAUUUCACACAAUUAUUAGCCUAUCAAUGCUUUCAUGGUUGAAAAGUUAUUGUUACAACUUUGUUACACAGUUAUUCAGCUACCAUUCAAAUGCUUAAAAAAUUGUUGGGGAGUGAGGGGGGGUGGGGGGGCGGUUGCCACACUCCCGCUAGUGGCUUAGUGUCCGCCACUGAAAAACACUUGUUUCGAGCAUAUCUCCUUCAUCAGUAAUGUGGCUCAUUUUUGCAGAUCUCUCGGUUGUCAGACGAAAAAGUGACGAAGAUUGACAAACAUUUCAAGGCUGGAACUAAACACAGGUUGUUGCAUCAUGUUAGGGACGGACCGUUAGAAAUGUGAUGGGAGAGUGGGGAAUUUUCAGUUUGCAGAAAUUGCUUGUAAAUAAUUGCUUGACCUGCACGUCUGCUUGUCAAAAUUGGGGAAUUUUAAAGACCUUUUUAUCUUCAUCUCUGCAUGAUUUUUUUCUUCCUUUUAUCUCGCGCGAAUUUCUUUUGUUUUUUUCCCCAAACCCUCACUUUUCUAAUGGUUCGUUCCUUCUUACUGCAGUAUUCUUUUAGUUGUUAUCACGUUCCAAAGCAAACGCUUAAUGUGUAUUUUCCACUCCUUUAGUUGUCGAAUCCUUGGUUUGAACUCCAUGAUUGGUUUGGCAUUGGUUACAUUGGAAAAGUAAGUUUAAUAUUAAUCAUGGCAACUUAUGACGUCACAUAUUAUGUCAAAACUGAUAUAACGAUUUAGCCAAUCACAACCAUGAAUUCUUUUAAAUAAAUAAUAAUUCGCUACAUCUGCUUGUUUAUCCCACACAGAUCUGUCCUUGAGCAACCGUUCAUCAGAUAUCAAGAUAUUAAACCUGGAGUUGUUGUCAGUGUAAGAAUACUUCUUCAUAAAUCCACUAUAGCGAAUGCAAGAGUUCAUGCUGAACUUACUGCUUUAUUCAUGAUAUUCAGGGAAAAAUCCAAAGUUUGUUAAAGUCUGGUAUGUUGGUCGCGUUGUCUGAUCACAUCCGGGGAUAUUGUCAAUCUCUUCAUUAUGCUGACGUCACACUUAAACAUCCGGAGAAGAAACUACACGAAGGAAAGAAUGUGAAAUGUCGAGUAAGAAACUGUAGUUGUAAUGAAUAGAAGAUUCAAAACAAGGUAAUAGAGAGGUUCAGAACUGACUUCCAUUACCUCUCGCUUGCUUAAUACGCAUUUGAUUGGUUAGUCGGGUAGAUUAAAUGCAUUUGAUUGGUUAAUCGGGUAGAUUCAAUGCAUUUGAUUGGUUAAUCGAGUAGCUUAAAUGCAUCUGAUUGGUUAAUCGGGUAGAUUCAGUGGUAGCGGUAGUCAGUGGUCAAGUCAAAAUCUGAACCUCUUUAUUUUCCUCAUGUUUUGCACAGGAAUGAAUUUGUCUUUGAUCUUGAUCCCAAUCACAAACUCUAACCUUACUGUGCGCAAAUGUCUUAGUCAGAAAAAGGCAGUCUGAAUUAUUGAAGCCGGUGGCUAUAACAUUAGAGACGCUCAUUCCGAUCAAUCUGAGUGCGAUAAAUUAAUGAGACACUUAACAAUUUCUACUGAUAAAAGUCCUUUAGAGGACGUCGUGAAUAUUUGUAUUUAUCUCUUAGGUUCUCGAAGUGGAAGCAGAAAGAAAACGUCUUCGCUUAACCCACAAAAAAACCUUAGUCAACUCCGAGUUUCCAAUCAUUACUAGUCUUUCCAAAGUUGAAUUAGGAAUGAAGACACAUGGUUUCAUAACAUCAAUACGAGACUACGGCUGUAUUGUUCAUUUUUAUAAUAAUAUCCAUGGCCUUGUGCCCAAAGCUGAACUAGGGUAAGUUCUUUGUUUGGUUCUGGCAAGUCUGUCAGACUUGAUUCAUAUAGCUGUAAAUUCGUAGCUGCCUGGUGUUGUACUGUUAUUACCUGAUUACCAAAUACGUUUCCUUACAAAAUUUUAAUUUUGCUUAAAUAUCAAUUCUCCAGUUUAAAAUCUAGUGAAGAUCCUAGCAAUGCUUUCUACGUUGGUCAAGUGGUCACCUGUGUUGUUAUGUCAUGUUCACCAGCGAAACAAAAAUUGUCUCUAAGUUUUAAUGUAAGUUAUGGCAAUUUUUAACCUUUCUCAAUCUAGAAGAUCUCGCUAAUUUGAGGACCAAGAGGAAAGCACUGAAGCACAGGAGAUCUGCAACUCUAUAUAUACUUAUAUAAGUUUUCAUAAGAUUUCAAGAACAUCAAGUAUUCAGGAUGCGAUACUUCGAGAUUUUUGGUCGUAUCUAACUGGUACGCCAAUGAUUAUUGCCGCGUACUUGCGCUGGUACAAACUCAAUACACAAUGUGUACUUAGUAUUUAAAAUAAAGUACAGGUUUCUGAAAGGUAUUCAAACUACGAGGUAGAACAAGGAGCACAAUUGCAUAUACAGACAAUCGACUUCAACAUUCCUGAUAAGUCCAAUCAUGUUUCAUGCCAAGACACGUACUCCAGCCUUGAGUGUUAGCAAGGUGGCGGUGCUUUUCCAUUGAUUACAGUAUUGUAUGUAAUGAUCUGUUCUUGUCUUUUUAGUCAUCGGCUGUGCCAUCAUCGCCCACUUCAAAACCGCUCGCCCCAGGAACGGUAAGAAAUAUAUUCUAGGUGUUAAAUAAAUUCUCCCGCGGAACACAGUGAAAACAUGGAAACCUUAUAAAACAGGAAUGAUUGACAAACCCUAGCACAUGUCCAUCAAAAUUCCAUGGGCGUAUUUAUAAUACAAAUUUCGGCAAUGUGAUUGGCUUCGCGCGGUCAAAUUCGCUUAGUGAAAAUGGGCUUUUAUUUCCAUAGUUCGUUGAUGUUGAUGUUGUUGGAAGGACGGAAUCGGGACUGGAUGUUCAAAUUAAACCAAGUAACACACCUGCCUUCUUACCGCUGGCUCAUUUAUCAGACAACUUCAGUAAUUGUGGUGCGCUACUGGAAGUUUUCUCCCCUAAUCCUGGGGGAAAUUCUGAGUUGACGUCUUUGAGUAAUAUCUUGUCUUAUGGACGGAACAAAGACAAAUCAUUGGUAUCCUUUGUAAAACCAACUUGCGGUGGUGGGGGGUUUGGGGGGGGGGGGGGCGAAUUUAGGUUGACCCUCGUGCUUAGAACUACGAAAACCUGGGAUCUAUUAUGUUCAACAUGACAUGAUUUAGAGGUUGUUGUAUUGGUUUCAUGUUGAUUCCUUAAGUCCAUGCAAAGAUUGUUUCACGCAAACAGUCGUUGAUAAAGAGAGCUACAGAAGGCACCUUAAUCAGGCGGUUUGAUGAUUUGAAUGUAAGUCAUGCUUGCAUUUUACAUACUGUUACUAUACACUAUACAUCCUUUUUUUUUCUGCAACAGUAACUAUAGCAGUAACACUGUAAGUUAAUUUUAGUCAUAUUUUCUUUUCCAAUGUUUUUCUUCUGAUUCUUUAAAGGUUGGAAUGAUUCUUCCUGGUUUCACGCGACAACUGAUGCCAUACGGUGUGUUUGUUGAAUUCUCACCAAAUACGUACGGCCUCGCUCCAAACUCCGUAAGUAUACGCGCAAUGAAGUUUCGACUUCGUCCCCAGGAUCUUUUCUGAGAAUGCGAUGAAAGCAUUCGCAGAGAAUGCACGUGAAAUGUGUUGUCUAUGACCAGUUCUGACUUUUCCUUUUCAAUCUUCUUCAGCUUCUAUCAAAUAAUUACAUCGCUGAUGCUGCACAGCAUUUUGAAGUCGGACAAUCAGUUAUGGCUAAGGUAUGCUCCAAAACAGGUCCCCCCUCCCUAGUAGGUAGAUAUUAUCUUGUUAAAAUAUUCAAAACUUAGUAUAAAAUUCUGAGCUGGUAAACCACUGGCUAAUAUCGUAGAUCAUUGACCAACUUGCUCAAUUCCUCUUUCACAGAUAACCGAGAUAGAUCGUGAGCGUCGUCGGUUAUUGGUCAGCUUGAAAUCAUGUGACUGUUAUCCUGACCAAUCGGAUGAGUCAAAGGAGAAAAGAGACAAGCGUAGUGUUGAUUUACUUGUUGACUUUAUUAAAGAACGGGAUGAAAUAUUAGAAAGUUUGCGUAUGAGAUCAAGUGAGUUGAAUUUUCCCCAAGUUCAGUAGUUUCUCUACCUGGGGCCGUUAUGUCAAGCUUUCUUAAAUUAGCCAUUAAUAGUUAAUAUAAUUAAAACUUGAUAUUUGUUAUUGAAUUAUAUUUCGGGCUCCAUAUGCAUAGUUUCACACAUUUGGUUGAAAAAAGUCACGAUCCGGUGGAUUUACCAUGGAUAGCGCUAUCCGAUCGGCUUCCUACAACCUGAAAUAAGAGGACACUAGGCUUGUUUUAAAUGAGCCAUAAUUAGUUAUUUCUUGGAAAUAAUUUUAAUUAUUUUUAUCUUAUUUCAGAAGAUACAAGUACCUUCAUUGACGUUUUACUAGGUUCCAUUGUGCCAGGCAAGGUAUGUUUCGCAUAAUUGAAUCAUUCCCCGAUGCCAGCCAAUUCAUGAACGUUUUCGGGUAACGUCUGGAUGUAAACAAAUUAAACUACAUAUUUUCUUUAUGUUCCACCAAGUGCAGUAUUAGUACAUUAAAAUGAAGACAAUCAACAUUAUAUUCUUACUCUAACAGAGUAGGGAUGAGCCGAUAAGGAAAAUUGCCGAUUACUGAGGCCGAUUAUAUUAUAAGCCGAUUAUCGUAACUAAUCGGCCGAUUAAUCGGUACCCGCCGAUUAUUUUGAAAAGCAAGCGAAAAAAUCACAAGAUGACCAACAAUGAAGUUGUAAAUGCGGUUUUAUUGUUUACAAUACACAUUAUGUACAAUUGAAAACAGCUUCAAUCUUGCAUGUCAAUAGUCCAUAUGCGGAGCUAGUUUGCUGUGUUUUCAGUGGAAAUGUUCCCAGCUUCACUUCGCUCGAGACAAAAGACACAGGUUUUGCAACAAAAUGUGAAAAUCUAUUCGCUUGUAUUCAGUAUUUUAGCAUGUGCUUGGCAGCUGCAGAAAAAGUCUUCUGGCCGAUUAUUUGCCGAUUAUCAAGCAAUCGGCCGAGGUUCAGAUUUGACUACCGCUACCAUUAAGGGACCAUAAACCAAUCAGAUGCAUUUGUGCUAUCUGAUUAACCAAUCAGAUGCGUCCUAGGCCAGUGAAAGGUACAAGUCAAAUUUGAACUUCUCUAAUAACUGCCUGUUGGCCACCAUCCGCUGCACGUUAGUGCUACAACAGUAAAACCCGCCAGUACACAAGAGCCAUGCACUGCUAUUUGAUGCAUUUUUUUGCCUGUUAGGUUUCAGCGAUUAAAAAUUCUGGUGUAACGUUUCUUCUUGAAAAUGGGAUCGAGGGAUUUGCACCGCCACAGUUGACUAAAGGUAAAAAUACUUACUAGAUAUAUUAUUAUAUAUCUAUAUAUUGAGAGCUAGGUAAUACAUGGCUUUUAUACAAACAAAGUAUAAUUGUGUAAUAAUAAUAUUUAUCGAAAGCCUUGUGAAGUGAAUGUAUAUGUGGUGAUUUGUGGUGUUUUCUAAAAAAGAGAGUGAACACUUUCCAAAUUUACUCGAAUGCACACGAAACAUUGACCACGAAUGUUAAUAUUAUAAUAUUAAUAUAUUAAUAAACAUUGACCACGAUAAUUUUAGUUAUAUUAGAAUGUUAGGGUUUGUAAUCCAAGUGAGAAUACAUACAUUUUAAGACCUAACCAGGAACGACUGAGAAAAAUGCAGCACAAGGUCCUCUGGUAGGAAUUGAACCUACGGCCCUGCGAUUUCGGUGCAGGGCCGUAGGUUCAAUUCCUACCAGAGGACCUUGUGCUGCAUUUUUCGCAGUCGUUCCUGGUUAGGUCUUAAAAUGUAUGUAUUCUCACUUGGAUUACAAACCCUAACAUUCUAAUAUUAAUUCCACCAAGUGAAGUCCAAGAAUCCAAAUUAUUGAAGUCCAAUUUUAGUUAUAGUUGUCAUUGUUUGCUUCAACCUUGAAUCGUCGUCUCGUGUACACUCAAGCAAAUUCGGGAUAUACAUCAGGAUUUGGGGCAUCUGAACUCGAUAUAACUAAUACUGUACUAGAAAAAAAUUUCGACUCUGAAUUUUAGGGCUGCAGGUUCGAUUCCUGUCAGAGGGCGUAUAGUUGCAUUUUUCGUAACUGCUCCUGGUUAGGUUUAAUAAAAUUCCACUCGAGAUUGACAUGUACAUCUACAAAACUCAUCUACAAACUCAUCUACACAACUCAUCUACAAACUCAUCUACAAACUCAUCUACACAACUCAUCUACAAACUCAUCUACACAACUCAUCUACACAACUCAUCUACACAACUCAUCUACAAACUCAUCUACACAACUCAUCUACACAACUCAUCUACACAACCUGCAGGUUCGAUUCCUGUCAGAGGGCGUAUAGUUGCAUUUUUCGUAACUGCUCCUGGUUAGGUUUAAUAAAAUUCCACUCGAGAUUGACAUGCACAUCUACAAAACUCAUCUACAAACUCAUCUACACAACUCAUCUACACAACUCAUCUACAAACUCAUCUACACAACUCAUCUACACAACUCAUCUACAAACUCAUCUACAAACUCAUCUACACAACUCAUCUACAAAACUCAUCUACAAACUCAUCUACACAACUCAUCUACAAACUCAUCUACACAACUCAUCUACACAACUCAUCUACACAACUCAUCUACAAACUCAUCUACACAACUCAUCUACACAACUCAUCUACACAACUCAUCUACACAACUCAUCUACACAACUCAUCUACACAACUCAUCUACAAACUCAUCUACACAACUCAUCUACACAACUCAUCUACACAACUCAUCUACACAACUCAUCUACAAAACUCAUCUACAAACUCAUCUACAAAACUCAUCUACAAACUCAUCUAGCGGGACAUGUCUAUCAUUUGGUUUCGUUUCGUUUCUCAAGGUGCCAACGUUGCUGUUGACGAAGUGUUGAAUACGUUUGUCUUAGAUUACGAUCUUGUGAAUAAGAGGCUUGAUUUGACGGUUGACUCAAACCUUGUCAGGAAACGCAAGGAAAUCAAGUCUAAGAACAAAAAGAAGGUAAUGAAUCGGGAUUAAACGUGGAAAAAUUAAACAAAAUGUAGUGUUCCCCACGUUCCUCGGUUGCCAAAAUUUUACCGCCCUUUUCUUCAGUGCUGCAAAUCUCUAAGCUUGGGAAUUAGCAAAAAAUCAGGCCCUGUAAUCUCUCAAGUAAUAUCAGCAAUCAUUUGGCGGUUGCUCCCAAUCCCCAUCGCCCCUAGUAUCUGCCAUUUUGCAUGCUGCAACAUUUCUUGUGACCAACUACUGUAACUACACUUUUGCAGUUGAAUAUCGGCGAGGUUGUGUCAGCGGUCGUACAGACCAUUCACAGGGAAUACUUGGUGGUAAUUUUACCCAGCCAUGGACUACGACUUGCCUAUGUUCCAGUCAAAGAGGUAGGAAGACAUUAUUUUGAACAGCUCUUUGAUUUUCACUUGUCCGUUGGAAUAAUCUGCGUGUAUUUUGUUCAUCAGACUUUAAACGAUGUUCGGGAUCCUACCAGUCGCUUUAAAAUUGGCCAAACCUGCGAGGCCACUGUUCAGAAGUAAGUGAUAGAGACUCGUGUCCAUGCAUGCCAUGCAGCAUAUAAAGAUUCAUAUGAUGUGAGCUACCUACCUUAUUGUGAUGUAAUAACUGGUCCAAUAGACCUUUCCCCUUAUAACCAAAAUUUUGAUCUAGGCAAGUCUAGACAAAUAUUUCAUCACAGCUUGAAAGAGCAUCACAAAAUUAGUAAUAUUCCAAAGUUUCGUUGCGAAAUGUUGUAAAAUGAGGAAAAUAGAGCCUUGCAAAGUUUGCAAUUUUCAGUCAUUUUGCAUUACAAACGGGAAAUUGCGUCCCCAACACCCGAAUCGGAUGUCAAUUUCCCGUUUGUAAUACAAAAUGACUGAAAAACGGCAAACUUUGCAAGGCUGUAUAAACACAAGACAAAUUAUCCAGACGAACUAACUGCAAUAGCGCUUAAAAACAUUACUACUGUGUUGUAGUGAUGUCAUAGACUUGAGUGACAGAUAUAGUCAUGUGACAUGAGAGCACAUGGAAUCAUUAGUAUUAGUAUUUGUAGCGUGCAGUUGAUAUUAGAAAUAAACGUAUGUAAAAGAGAAUACAAAUAUUAAAUGUGUCUCAUUUCACUCCUCACGUUGCCGUCUACUUUCCUCGUGCAGUUUGCCACCCAAAAAUGGCAGCUAAGGCCUGGUCGCAUGGCGUAGGAAAUGCUAGGGAUUACGUGCGUAGGUGUUGGUUUUAACCUGCCGCAUUUUAUGUUAUUUAUAGAUAUGUACGCUCAAAAUUAGACAAACGUGAAUAUUUGAUCCUAUCUGUGGAUGUCAAUGAAGAAAGUACAGAGAACGUCAAACCAGGAGCUAUUCUCAACGCUUUGUAAGUAUCGUAACUGAACUUGUUGUCGUCGAAAGCAAUUAAAAAACUUGGUAGGUUGGAGGCGAAAUUAUAAUAACUGAAAAUCACUGCAAAUAUUGCAUAUUGCAGGAAUCAAAACCAAACGGUGAAAGCCACAUACACUACCCAACCAAAGCCUCCAGAGUCAACACCCCACCCCCGGUUCCACCGGUUUACAUUCCUUAAUUUCUCCACAGGCCCAGACCCCAGAAGACCCCCAUGUAGCCUGCGCCUAAACCAACCAUGUAUUUUUUAAGGAUCACUUCCAUCAAAGGUGUACAGAUAAAUGUACAGUUUUGUGGAAAGAAAUACAAAGGCAGAGUUUGUAUCACAGAGAUAUCCGAUGAUGUAACUGAGGUAAAUAUUACAUGAAGUAGUGUUUUGUUUUUAAGUUAAGGUGGUACCCUGUCGUUUCACCAUUUGCGACAGAGCUGCCCAGUAUCAAGGACUGGGGCAUAUUGCCUCUGGCUCUUGAGCUACGUCUUUUCUAGAUGUUUAAUAUUUAUUUUUUUAUGUUUUUCAGGGGGACAACCCACUGGCUGUGUACUCUCGCGGUGAGAAAAUACAAGUAAAGGUCCUGGGAUUUCGAGAUUCAGUAAAACACAAGUAAAAAUUUAUUAUAUUCUACGACGUUUUCUUCGGUGGAUAGAUUUUGUGAAGAAAGAUUUAAAUAAUAUACCAUCAAUAAGGAUCUUAAAUCGUGGACAAUCACUGGUUACGAUAUGGAGGGCUGAUGAUCCUUGAAAAGAUAUCAGGAUGAUGAUAGUGUCUGUUAAUGUGUGUGGAAAUAUUUAUGUAGUGCUUUGCUUACAUUCCUGUAUUUUUUUCUAGUUUUCUGCCAAUCACGCAUCGUAAUUUUGCAAAGGCCUAUGCUGAAUUAUCUGCAAGACCAAGGUAAAAUUUUCUUGGUAACCUAAACUAAAGUGGUUUUGAAUUGUUCUAAAUUGUCCUCCCUAUAGGUCUAGUAAAGGUCGGGCUUUAUUGGUCCAAUGUUACUACAGGAGGAGACCGAUGCGGUCACAAAGGAUUCAAAAUGCAGAUGAGUUAACUGCACAUUGUGCCGCCCACAUCCCACUAAGUAAUAUGUAAACAUACUUUUGACUGGACAUUUUAAUUUAAUAGUAAUAUCCCAGAAGAUUAAUGGGAUAUUUAUUUCUGUUUUCUUUGCAGUCGGCUGCGUGAAGAUGAGGACGAUAACAAUAACGAGAGAAAAUCGUUUGAGAAGAAACUGGAAGAUUAUAAGGAAGGAGAGAAAAUUUUCUGUUUUGUCAAAACAGUAAGUUCUCUUGUAUACAAUCCCAGUGCUAUCCAAUUUACAACGACCAAAAACAUUCUUUUUCUGUAUGUAGGUUCGUGACUAUGAUAUAUGGAUGGUGGUAUCAACAUCUCUUAAUGGCAGAGUGACUCUUGUUGACGUCUCUACAGAUAUAGAGGUACAGAAAUCUUGCUUUAAAUCACUGCAUAUGCCGGUUGUCAUGCAAAAAACAAAUAUCCCUGAUACUGACAGGGCUGCAUUCAAUUUGGCCAUGACGGUCUCGAAGAUAUAUGUAAAGAUGGCCAGUGUAAAAUUGUGUCGUGAAAUCUCCGUAAUCAAUAAAGACUGAUUUGCAUAAUGUACGGUAUACAGAUCAGUCUUUAAAGGUAAAAUAGAUCCAGGCUAUUUCACAUCUGUGACAAUGACUUCGCCGUAACCUCUGCGACUACAGCUAAUUCAAAAAAGGUUGUCCUUUGCAAACCUUCAUCAUCUCUAAACCUUAAACCUUAAUUAAGCUUUGCGCUCUUAGAGUUUAAGGUUUGCAAAGGACAACCUUAUUCACCUAGAUGAUGAGCCCUGUUGUUGUUUAAUUAUCUAACCACGUCUUUGAUAAACUCAUUAGUUGCACACGUAUUUAUUCCUUUUGAAUUCAAGGUAUUAAAAGAUAUGUCGAGUCACUUCAAAGUUGGUUCAGGUCAUCAGUGUACUGUGUUGAAAGUCAACCAAGAACAGAAAUCUCUUGAUCUUUCCAUGUCAGGCACGUUAAUUUCACAUGCAUGAGCAGCCCAACAUUAAUGUUACAAUCUUUUAAUUCCCAAAGUAUACAAAAAAUAAGUUCUAUUAUAUGUAAUAAUAAUAAUAAUAAUAAUAAUAAUAACCAUAAUAAUAAUAUCCAUUAAUAUCCAAUUGGAAAAGCCUUAUGACGAGAUGGAUUGUUUAUAAUUAGCCGUUACGUUUGAGUUUUCUUUAUUUAUUUAACUGUAUUUAGAUUGCGAGAUUACGAAAGGCAACAUUGUCCCGGGGAAAAUCACAAAAAUGUUACCUCGUAAAGGUCUCGCUGUCCAGUUACCCCACAAGAAACACGGUACAGUGUUUCUAACAGAUAUCCGCGAUGACUUUAAGGAAAACCCAGCAGAAGACUACCAAGUGAAUCAAGUUGUCAGGUCGGUAUUCAUUUCUGUAAAGAUCAUUGCCAUGGUUUUAAAUUACACCGAAAUUGGCAUACUUUAUAGCCAGGAUUGGGAAGGAAUACAUCCGUUUUAACCAGUGAGCUUGGUAGAAAACUUUGACCCCAAAACUUAGGAUCCAAGAAACAAAAAAUAUCAUUUCCUGCUAUUAUGGUCCAACAUUUUCAAGAGGAUGCUGAUAAGCUUGUGAUAGUUCUUAUUCACGUAUUUAUUGAUUUAUAGUUGUUAUGUUCUGGCUGUGAACGAUAAUGGGCACACUGAUCUCUCAACCAGAGCUUCAAAGACUGAAGGAGUUACUAGCGAAGGUCGGUAAAGCAUUCCCUUGCUACCAAAAUAAACCUCUUUGCCAUAUCUUUGUGCCAUCAUAUAUAUAGAUGCUGCCUUGCUAUUGUACUACCCAGCGUGCGGUAGUUGGGUUUCACUAAAGCCCCAGUGAAACGCGGAUGAGAGUUGAUGAGGGUUUCCAGUACACGCGCAGUGAUAUCCAGUCAACUCUCAUCGACUCUGAUUCAUGUAACUCUUGUCAUCGUUUGCCCGGGAGUUGAGAAAACUCUCACGAAAAUUCUCGUUAUCAUGCAGUAGAUGACAACUGAUUAUAUACAGUAGUCUCGUAUUGCAAGGAAAAUAUUGUUUCGUAGCACUUACUGAAGCCUACUAAUCGGAUGGUUCCAUUACAAUUCGUUUUUUCUUACCCACUUGCAGAGAAAUCUGACAAAGAUAUUCAGAGUUUUAAUGACAUUGAAGAGGGGAACAUUGUGAGAGGCUACGUCAAGGCUGUUACCGAUGUUGGAGUUUUUGUCAGGUAGAUUAUAUUUACAAUAUCGUAUAUGGUCCAACAGGCAUCCAGCCUGAAAUUCGGUUGGCACAUGUGCGCAGGAUUCACAUGGUAGUUUGAUCCUGCAAUUCCUCAAGUAUACACUAUUAUAUUUGGUUUUAUAUAGUCUUUCAAGGAGUAUUGUUGCGCGAGUACAAAUAAAAAAUCUAUCGCAUUAUUUUGUGAAGAAUUGGAAACCACUUUUUCCUCUUGGAAAACUUGUGAAAGGAAAAGUUUUAAGGUAAAUUAUGUCAGGGAUGGAUCCAGCAUGAUCUGGUGGGGUACUCUGGUGCCGACUGCCGAGUUGUGUCGGUCAUUUGUGCCGCCCGCCCAUCAACUACUGUAUUUGAAUUGUAAUUGUUGUUCACAGUUCACUUAUCCUCAUGUUAUUACUCAAAUUACUGUAUCUCAUUUUGUCUUUUUUUUCUUUAUCAUGAAAAUAGCACCCCCCCCCCUGCGCCACCUCUGGCCAGGGCUAGGGAGGGGGGGGGGUGCGCACCCCGCACUCCUCCCCAGUAAAUCCAUCCCUGAAUUAUGUUCUGUUCUAGAGACCUUAGAAAUUCUAAAUUUCUCCGGGGGAUCAUGUCCCCGAACUCCUCUAUAGGGAUUUAUGUUUGUUUGUUGGAUCUACACACGGCAACCAUGUUAGGCAAUAGUUAUAGCGUUUGUAUUUCUAUAUUGUUUCUUUCGUAGUAUCGACCCGAACAACAACCAGAUCGAGCUUUCUCUGAAAGGCAAGGAUGUAGGAGACAAGGAUCCUGCUCCCAAACCCGAGAGACGCGAGAAGAAGAAAUUAACAAAUGGUAAACGACAACAUGGUGAGGAUGAUGAUGGCCGCCAUUCUGAGAGCGAGGAUGAAGGAGAGAAAAUUUUAAAGAAGCUUCGAAAAGGUUUGUUUAACUUUAGGUUGUAUGAAGGCUGGAACCGCUGGAUAGUGCUAUAUCCACCAUAUAUUAAUUUUUAAGUCUAUGCCUGAAAAACGGUGAAACUAAAGACAUUAAUUGGUAACUGCUAAACUGUAAUCUGGAUUAUAAUGAUCAACUGUCCUUUUUAGAAAGCUUGAAAAAUUCACUAUCCGGUAAAUUCAUCAGUCCCCCUUGUAUUUUUUUACUUGUUCGAUCAAGGAGAUGAUGAUGAAGAUGACGAGCAAAGUAUUGACGAAACUUUGGCCGAAAAGAAGUCCUCCAAUGAUCCUUCAGAAGAUAACGAUACCGAGGUUUGUCUAUUUUCCUAUUUUAGUUAGUAUUAAUAAGGCCUGUUUCAAACGUCGCGCUUCUCAUGUGCCGAACGCAUUAAAAACAAUAGAUAAUCAGCUGAACUGCCUCAUUAUUUAUUGUUUCUAAUGCAUUCGGCACAUGAGAAGCGCGACGUUUGAAACAGGCCUUACUGAUAUGGACAAUACCCUGGGAAGUAGUAUGUCACGUUGGCUAUAAAGACUCACAAAAGUCUUGGCUUUAGAGACUUCUAUCUUCUUACUUUUGACGUAUUUAUGUAAACCUCUUUCAGAUUAUCUAUGGCCAAGCAAGGAUAAUAAAAUAAAUGAAUAGGAAACUAGCUGACAUGACCUAAUGUUUUCAAUGGGCUGAUGGCGUGGUUGGAUGUCCAAACCUAGUUGCAAACCAAUUCUCAAAAACGGCAUGUUUAGCAAUAAUACAGCUAAACAUUUUAGUCAAAGAGCAAGUAAAUAUUACCACGCCAUUCUACGAUGAAAACUCUAAGUAUUCCCAGUCAAUUUUAGCAAAUAUUUCAAGCACUAAACAGUGAAAAAUACAUCGCAAAUUUCGUUAAAAUUUGUGACGCCAAUUUCGUAGCUAUAAAUGUAAAAAAAUACAAAACAAAGACGAAAAACAUUUACCUUGAAUACUUUGUCGUGGCUUAGGCAUGUUUUUAAAACAAUUAGACCAGUUUAUGCUUCAAUAUCACCCUUUUUAAAGUGGAAAAUAUAGCAAAACAACAAAAAUGCCGAGAACUUUGGUAAUAUUCGCAAUACGCGUGACGUCACGUUUUUCAACAAGGAUGAGUGAUGACGUCAGGAAGUUUCCUAUCCAGUUAUUUUACAAUGCAUGGGCCAAGGAAGGCUGUAAUGUAUGGAUAUGUACAUACAGGUGUAUACUAAUCUAGUAUUUCUUUGAACAAUAGGAAGAUGAUAAUGUAGAAGAAAAGCCAACAUUAAAGGUUUUGCUUACUUAUGUAUUUUUUACUAAUUUAAGUCGUCAUGAUGGUUCGAGUGGAACUUUUAUACAUUUAUACAUGGAUUUUUUUCAUUUAUACAUUUGUAAUUUUUACACAUUUAAACACUGUAUAAUAGAAGUAAGUUUCGCUCCUAGAUUCCUGGAGGGUUUAACUGGCACUCUGUGGAGAACGACGGUGAUGGAGGACAAGCCGAAGAUAGAACGGCAAAUACCGACGAUGACACGAGCGGAGACGAAGAAAAUACUCAGGUCAAAUAACUGAAUAAAUUAUUUCGUUUACACAACGGUGGGGACAAGGUGGAGGGGGGAGCUAGGAGGGAGGUUGAAUCUACAAUAUCGUCCUUCAUAGGACGAUGCUCGACCAAAUAAGCAAUAAAAUGGUGGAUUUCAUAUAUUUAAUAGUCGUUGUGACUUCAUGUGCAAAAAUGUCGCUGUCGUAGUGUACAAGGUAUGGUUUCAAUAAUAUUGUCUUUUUUUCACAGGUUGCGAGAAAGAAGUCAAAACGAGCAAAAAGAGCUGCCAAAAAAGCGGAAGAAGAGUUCUUAUACAAGGUUUGAAAACGUUUACACAUUUAUGUGUUCGCGUGUUUCUCGGAAAUUUUCUCUUUGUUCCCUUGUUUUCCAUAAAGAUUUCCCCAUGUUCCACUGACCACUGUUCUCCAAGCUUACAUGUUUCAUUGUUCCCUUGUUUCCUAGAAACCCAUGGGAAACCCUCACUGCAUAAACUCUUGUCUUCUUUACAGUUCAAAAAACUCCAUACUUAUUGGUAAUGUUUGCGGAUAAAUUAUCUGUAUUAGUUAAUUGAGUUUCACAUCAUUUCUCUAGACCGAACAAGCUCUUCUUAAUAAAGACCAAGGUCCACAAACCGCUGAAGACUUUGAUCGCAUUCUUCUCUCAACUCCAAAUGAUUCGUUGCUAUGGCUACAAUACAUGGCGUAUUACCUUCAUUUGACUGAAAUAGACAAAGCAAGAGCCGUCGCUGAACGGGCACUCAAAUCUAUAUCAUUUAGGUAAUAGACAAUUCCCAUUACAGACUAAUUUUAAAUCACCACAGCUAGAAAGAACGUACUAAAAUGAGUAAAAUGCAAGAUUUGGUCGCGAAAUGUUGUAAAAUGCGGAAAACAUAGCCUUGCAAAGUUCGCAAAUUUUGUAUACUUUUGUAUUGCGUGCGGAAAUUGCCAACCAUGGCCACAUUUGGGCCGAAAAUGGUUUGAAAUGAGAUAUUAAGGUAUCCUUGAUUCUAUUGUGGGGUGCGGCUGUCAGUAAACUUUUGAUAUAGUAAGUAAAAUCUAGUGCAAAGUGGCCACUAUUGAACACACGAGAAUUCAUCACUAGGUUUAUUAUUUAACUGGAAUGUGGCUUAACUUUCUUUUAAUGUCUUUUAGAGAGGAGUCAGAGAAAUUCAAUGUUUGGAUUGCGUUCUUGAACUUGGAGAACUCGUACGGUACCCAGGAUUCUCUAGUGAAAGUUUUUCAGAGAGCCUUGGAACAGAAUGAGCCCAAGCAAGUAUUUAAACAAUUGGUUAAUAUUUACGUUGGCUCAAAUAAAUUUGAGGCAAGUAUAUACUACUUUGAAAAUUAUACUAUAAUUUAUACUUUACUUUGAAUUUAAUAUAUAUGCUAUUGAAAUAACUGUAGAUAACUUUAUUGUAUAUUUCAUGGACGGAAUUUUAGAUUAUGCUCUGGGGGAGAGUAAUAGAAAAACUAAUAGCUAAAUUGCCUUAUGCCUGGUGUAAAUAUGCAAUUUCUUCGCUUCUAGCAAGCUGAACAGUUACACCAGACGAUGAUCAAACGCUUUAAAUCCAGUAAGAAAGUGUGGAUUGAUUAUGCUACUUACCUAAUGGAACGUGGAGAGCUGGACUCUGCCAGGAAUUUACUUCAGCGAAGUUUCAAAAGUUUGGAAAAACGAAAACGUAAGCUAGCCCCAAAAGAGCUUAUGACAUUUAUUGUUUAUUAUUGAUCAGACGCUCUUUGUAUUGUAGUAUUGUUAUUGUAACCAGCUUUAGACUACCCUACUGUAGUCGGGUUCAAUUUUGGUCAACUUUGGACGAAAACGGAAAGAGAAAUUAUUGUAUUGUAAGAUAUUAACAAAAAAAUUAUUUAUUCACUUGCAGAUAUCGAGACAAUAAGCAGAUUUGCAAUGCUAGAGUUCAAACACGGUGAACCAGAACGAGGCAAAACAUUACUGGACAAUGUUUUAAUAAGUUAUCCAAAAAGAACGGAUAUUUGGUCCAUGUAUGUUGAUGUUUUAGCAAAGAAUGAAGAUUUGGCGGCUGCGAGGUAGAAUUGUUUACUAGUUAAGAAAUAGUUUUUAUAGUUUAUCUCACUACCUCGGCAUAAAGUCCACUCGAAUCGGUUGCCUGUUUUUUCUCAUUAAAUUUUUGGGGUCCAUUGUCGGCAGUUUCUGCAAGAAGAUGCUAUGGUUUGUGUCUUACUACCUGCAGAAGCAACGUGAUUGAUUGACGACAAAAUGUGUGGCAAAAACCUGGGAACGAGGCAAAUUCGUUCCCAGGGUCUUCAUGAGAUCUGUGCACAGAAUAAGGUACACAGAAGGUCGACUCGAGUAACCGCUACCAGUCCUACCACGCGCACUGGCUGCGACCAUGGCGUCAGCAUUUUGAUGGCGAAUUACGGUUACGCCAAAAUCAUAGGAAAAACAAAGAAGUCGACCUUCUGUGUGACUUAUUCUGUGUCCUGGGGACGAGGUUGGGAACGGGGAUGGCUGAAACCGAUUUCAACAUUUUUUCGCUUUAAUUCUGUCGCUAACCAAUCAGAUUGCUUCUCUUUUUGCUUCGCGCGGAAAUUCGCUCACCACUAAACUGCGGUCGAGAGGACUUCUUAUAAAUCUUUUUCAUGUAGUUCAGAGUUUGAAUACGCGCUUACAUCUUUUUUUAACAUUUCUUUCCCACUUUUAGACGUCUUUUUGACAAAGCUCUGGCGUGCAAGUUAUCCUCAAAGAAGAUGAAAUUUAUUUUUAAAAAAUAUCUUGAAUUUGAAAAGAAACAUGGAGACGAAAGUACGGUUGAAAGUGUUAAGAAAAUGGCGGAGGAAUACGUACGAGACAAGGCCGUGUAAGGUUUGUUCACUUUAGCGUCUAUUAUGGUAUAUGAUUACCAUUACCAUGGUCUGAUGAACAAACUCGGGCAAAGUGACAGAGACUUGUCUAUAUAAACCGCGCAAUCGUCUAUAUAAACCACACAAUCGUCUAUAUAAACCGCGUAAUCGUCUAUAUAAACCGCGCAAAUCGUCUAUAUAAACCGCGCAAAUCGUCUAUAUAAACCGCGCAAAUCGUCUAUAUAAACCGCGCAAACAGGUGGAUCACCUGUCAUGACGAACUAUCUAUGUUACUCGUCAAGAGGAGAGCGCUGUGGACUCCUUAUAUACUGGAGUGAUGAUGUCAUCAUCCUACGACGUUGAGAUUAUGCUUUAAAUGCUUUUCGCCGUGGUGUUUGGUAUAAGUCAAUGAUUUCUUUGCAAAGCCAAAAAUACUGCCAUGCUAUCAGCUAAAUUAUGAAAAACAACAAAAUAAUUGGCAUAUUCACUCUUUAACAAUGGCCAUUUAAUUUUAAAAAAUUACACACCGACCAUUUUACAUGAGUUUAUAACCAGUAUAUCCCCAUUACGUCGUUACAAAAAUUUUUGAUAUUUUUGGAAACUGAAGCCUGCAGCCAAAUACAAUCUAUAGUGUUCUUUACAUGUUAUCACAUACAUAAUUAUUAUAUACAUUAUUGUACAAUAUACACACAGAUUACUACAUAGUAUAUAAGAAGCUAUGCUAAAGCAUAUUAUUGAUAUAUAGAUUAACCAAAUGUACCAAACCUUUAUCAGAACAAUUCAAUGUUAUUGCUCAGAUUUUUGAAUUCUUCAAAUCCAGUUAGAAACUUGUCAUGUGGGAAUAUGUAUAAACCAUAGGUAUACACACAUUGUUCCAAAUUUGUGACAUGUUGCCAUGGAACAAGCAUUGCGAAUAAAUCUUGAAAUCUGCUUAACCCAAAACAGCUUGUAUGAUGUUUGCAUCCAACAUUUUUGACAAUUGAUUAUCAUUGUCUAUUCAUAUCGAAAGUGCAAUGUUAUACUAUAAUAUAAACUACCAUUAGUGUUAUACAUUAUGUGAAUUAAUCACAAUUACUUAUACUAUAUGUACUGUCUUAAUUAAUAAUAGCUUUUGCAUAAUUAUAUGUAUUUCCUUUGGAAAUGUAAUCUGAACUAGUUACUAGUUAUGACAUAUUUAGACUACUUACAUGCCCACACACCAUAAUCCCAAUUUCUAUUCUAUAUUACAUGUUUAAGUUGAAUUAUACCAUUAACUAAUAUUGCUUGAACACAUGUGCAAGUUCCCCGGUUUAAGAAAUCAGUUAUAACUAGGAGGGCAUAAUUGGUAGCUACUGAGAAAAAACGUGCAUAGAUACCAAUCGUUGCUGCUCUCCUGGUUAUGGGCAGUGUGGCCUUCUAAAAGGUUCUGGGAAAAUAACACCUUAAAAGGCCCACUCUAUAAGUUUAUUUUCUUGUUCAGAUGUUUUAAUUGGGAGCCACCAGGAAAUCUCCUGUUGGGCCACUUGGCUCCUGCAUUCAUUUCUUUUUGGCCCAUUUUGCUGACAGUGAUUUUAGGUGUGAUUUUCAUCUUCUGUGUGGAUGAGGUAUGAAUGUUCAGAACAUCUAUAACUCAGAACAUUCAUAACUCAUCUACUCAUUCACAUGCAUCAGAGGAAAGUCCCACUAGAAAUUGGAGCAAAAAUUGCAAGGCCUUUAGAGGGAUCUUUAAAAUACUGGUGCAAUUAAGAGCUCGUCAUUAAAGGGUAAUGACUCACAUGAGCCGUGUGUUACAGCCAGAAUUGCACAUUGCACACAAGUUUCUGUUGUCAUUACUAUGCGCAGUGUAACACCUUUAAGUUUCCUGAGGCUUAAAGUAAUGUUAGUCCACCAGUUUUAUUGCCCCUGGCAACCUCUUGAAGUACUUCUCUUAUAAAUUCUGUUGUGUGGCCAGCAAUCUGUUGAGCUAAGAUUAAGAAAUAGUUUGUCAGUAUGUGUGGAUUUUUGUUGGUGUAGUAUAGUUGAAACUACCUAAAACAAAUUCCAUUAGUAACCUUGACAUCUGUACCAGAAUGUGUAAAACCUCUGUGCCAUACUCUUUUGAAACAUUAUUAAAAGUAAUUUCAUAACCUUUUUGUUUGGAUAGUGGAAUAAUCUUCACCAGUGUUAUGAUAGAAAAAACUAAUUCCAAUUUAAAUAAUACAUGCAUAAGAUACUAACCAAAAGCUUUUUUGGCCAUAUUUUUGAACUUUUCAUUCAAUUGAGUGCCAGGCUUUCUUGGAUAUUGUGCCCGAUUUACAAUUUCACUUUUCAUGUCCUUGAUUAUGAACAACAGAUUUUCUAUAAGGAAAGAAAGACAUACAAUAUAAGAAAGGCCAAGUUUCCCAAUCCAGGGCAAUCCCAGGUUGCAGCACAAUGUAAUAUUGUGUUACAAGUUGCAUAAUAUGGGCUUGACUUGAUAUAACCAUAUAAAUUAACAUAAUAUAAUUAUUACAUAAUUACAUUAGUUGAAUGGUUAACCCAUUAAUGGGCAAGACUCUCCCCUUGAUCGCUGACAAAUAAAAUCCUCUGGUGUUAGACAGAGUAAACAACAAAGUAGGGCACAUUUGGGUGCAUUGCAGCUUAAAUGGAUUAAAACUUGCAAAAACUUACCCUUGUAAUCAGGUUUACUUAAUUUAAGUUCAUGUCAAUCUAGCAAUAAUUACCGUACAAUACAUUUGACUAAACAAACCUUGUUCACUUUGGAGGCCAUGUAAUUUGACUUUAUUGGCUUCAUGUUGUUGCUUUUUCUUCAGUCGACAAGCUCUGAAAUUGUGAACAGAGUAUGAAACAAUCAUCAAGACUUUUGGGCAUCUUGUUCAAUGGAACUAACAUAGCCAUAAUUAAUAGAGAGGUCCAGAUUUGACUUCCACAAUGGGAUAAUUAACCAAUCAGAUGCGUUUGAUAUAUUAUCUGAUUAACCAAUCAGAUGGGUACCAAGUCAAUGAGAGGUAGUGUAGCGAUAAUGGAAGUGAAAUCCGAACCUCUCUAUUAAUAGAAAUUUCUCUAUUGUUUUGCAGUGAUUGACUUUAGUGUCUUGUGAAACGUGGGCUGCAAGAUGAUCCGACGAAUGUGGGUGUCUGGAGUUUUAAUGUACACAGUUCUGUACUGCAGUACAAAAUUGUAUGAAAUAUUUCAGUUCUCGAGUGCAAAUAUUUCAGUAUCUCUCAGCUCUCUGUUAUGUUACCAAGGCUAUGAAAAAAGGACUGAGCCAUUGUCAUGGAAAAAAGCUUUUUAUUCUCAAAGACCUAUUGUGUGCAAAAUUGCGAUAAACAAUUGCCCACUCAUACACGUAUGCCAUACAUCUUAAUUAUAGUCUGUAUUUUUUGACCCCAUACUGAUCAGGUACAUACAUAAAAUUGAUGUGUCAUGUGUGCAAAGUCAUUAAACCCACAGAUUGAGAUAAACAUGUAUUAAUUAAACAUAGCAAAUCUAUUAAUGUAUUAAAUAGGUAAAAGAGACCAAAUUGGUAACUGCCGUUGAUUUAUAGAAAUACAUGUCAACGCAAUAUCUGUUUUAAUAGAUUUUAGAUUGAAACUUUGUUUAAAUCCGCCCACUCACUUGAGCGUGCGAGCUAAUGAAAGAAAACGUUUGGGUAUGUUCAAUCUAUAUUCCUAUUAACCAUUAUGGUUCAAUGGAAUUAUAUUUUGUGAAGAUAGGGGAAUUUCAGUUAAUUUAUGACAGUUAAAAAUAAGCAGAAGUUUAACACCAAAUGUAGGGAAUGAUUUAAUAUAAACAGUGUUACGUAACUAUUUACAAUUACUUCCUAGAUUAUAAGCAAGAGGUUGAAAUACCACUUGAUGAUUUAAUAGUUUUAACUUUUAUUAUUUUUCUUUCAAAUACUGCACGCAAAUGCUACGAAUGGAAAUUUGUAAAACUGGUCCAAAUUAGUUGACACAAUAAUUUGAGAAACAUAUUGAUCUCAAAGAAAUUAAAAAAGACAAACAGGAAAGGCGGUCACGGAACACAGUUUUGAAACUGUUGAACACUGCAAAGUCGGUGAAAAAGAUACAGCGAGAGCGCAGCGACGUCUCGAACUGCAAAUUACUGUAAACAAAUCAAAAUUUCAUUACUUCAUGGGUUUCCCCUAAACCUUUUCAGCCUUUUCCAGCUGUUUUAAGCAGGUGUUCCUGCACCAAUGCAGAACCACAGUUCUAUAAACAAACACGUUGGCAUGUUUUUCAUGUUGUAAUUUUGGCAUAUUAAAUACAUAUGCACCGUGAUAUUUAUCUGCUGACCAUGCUACACGAGUCACGAAUAAAUAUUUCUUUAAUUUUCGAAUGCUCUAGAAAGUAUACUCUGACUAUAACCAGACGGGAAAAUUUUUCGCGGGAAAAUUUUGCGGGAAAACUAUAUUGAGGUACAAAAUCGUGGUAAGAAACGAUUACUGUGACUAUUUUGUACAGAAUAUUUGUACUUUCAUAAAAUAUCAUAUUUAAAUUUGCUUUAGUAUUGCUACAUAUUGACUUUGAUUCGUGGCCAUUCAAUGCAGUUUUAAAUCGUUCUUUUUUAUAUUAAUUAAUAUAUGUAAUUUACAAUCCCGAAAAUGUAGCAAUUUCCGUUGUUAGAAUCUAUUAAUUUCGUUCGUUUGUUUUUGUAGCCUGAUAAAGUAGCUAUUACUAGUAUUUUUGGCUUGUUAUUGCCUCUACAAAUUUGGAUAGGAACUAUUAGGAAAAAAACCUUGCUAAAAGUAGAGUUAACUACAUCCGGUUCAGCUCUAUAGAGUGUAGUCAAGGUCGGAAAUAAUGGUUUGAAAACAUCCCAUAUUUACAUACCUUGAAGCAAGCUUAUUUUUCUCCCUUCUCGAUCGCCCUCGAGAAUGUUGAGGCACUUCAUUGAUCGGUUUGAGACAACUUAUAAUUUUGUUCAAUCUGUCCAACUCCCGGCCUAUGCUUAGUAACUUUGUCGGAUUAGGUACCAUGUCCUCGCUUUCGCUUUUUCGUCCCUUCCUCCGAGCUGGUGUUUUGCCUUCUUUUUGAAAAGGACAGUAUUCUUCCUCAAUAUCUUCGGCUUCGCUGUCCAUCUCAUCAUCUUCAUCACUUUCAUCGCAAUUUUCGCUCUGGUAUGCGUUCGAAGCCGCACGAUUUACUACCUGCUCAUGCGAAGCAGAUGUUUCAGAUUCUUGUUGUUGUGAUAGUUGAGAAUUCGAAGCGGUCUCUGCAGGAUAACCUGGGCUAGUUAUCUCCGUUCUCUGAGCUGUAUAACUAGUCCCAAACUGUGGUGUAAUAUAUUGCUGUUGAAUGCUCUGUGUUUGGUAGAAAUUUUCAAACGGUUUUCUGUCUUGGAACAAGGGUUUUCUGUCUUGCGGGGAAGGGGGAGAUAGGCAGACGCUUUGAUGAGCCAGUUUCAUAUCCCUCUUGGGUAUGGGUAUGCUUUUAGAUCUAGUGACAGUCGUUGACACGGCUGUACUGCAGUUGCUAUAGCUCGGCAUGUGUUGUUCAUGAUAUACACUAGCCGUUUGCUGGGUUUUCAGUUGUCGUUCUAACACAGAACAGCUUUGUGUUUUGGAUGUACUCUCGCACAUCGGCUCUUCAUCUGUAUCGGCUACUGUUAAAAUCGCCACCUGAUGAAGUCGUUUCAUUUCGGGGUUUAUAAGCGGGGAACGUGAUCUAGUAUCAUUUAGUUCUGCUAAAGUUGGCCCGCUCUUGUUGCCAUCAAAUUCACGCGGACAUAUUGUAUCAGAUUCCAGAUCCAACAGCAAGUUUUCCUCUUCAGUAUUGCCAGGCUGUUCACAGCAUGAUUGUUCUCCAAGGAUAUUCGUUGGAAAGCAAAAGAACCCUUGUUCCAUUUCAAUUAUAUCUUCUGGAGGUGGUGUUAAUCUUCCAAAGAUAUCGCCCUCCCAAGCAGGCUAAAAAUUAAGAAAAAAUCCUGUGUUAAACUACACUUAU